UUGAUUUUGACAGCUAUAUUGUAUUGAUUUCUUCUAGUUAAAUCAGCCCCAUAUCCCUGACAUCCAAAAUUUCUCACCAAAAACUAGUUCUUAGUUAAUUUAAAACUUUGAUCAGAGUUCGUCAUGGCAGCGAAAGUUCAAGAAGCUCAGCAACACUGCAGAGCCGCAGAAAAAUACCUUAAAACAUCAUUUCUCCGAUGGAAGCCAGACUACGAUUCGGCGGCGGACGAAUAUAACCAAGCAGCUCAAUGCUACCGGAUCGCCCGCGACCUCCAGAACUCAAAAGAAUGUCACCUGAAGGCCUCAGAGAACUAUAAUAAGCACAAGGCGUUCUUCCAUGCCGCGAGGGCUCUGGAGAAUGCCAUACUGGUCAGCAAGGAGACCAGUUCUGCUGAGGAGGUGUAUAAUCUAGCUACUGAAGCAGCCAGCCUGUACCAGCAGCAGGGUUCCGGCGACUCCGCCGCUUUAUGCCUAGACAAGGCCGCCAAAAUCAUAGAGGAGCGCUCACCGGAGAUGGCCUACAAACUGUUUGCUCAAGCGGCCGAUGUGUCCUCAGGUGAAAGCAGUCAACACCAGGGAGCAGAAUACAUCGGCAAGGCGUCCAGGAUUCUAGUCAAGUUGCAAUGGUACGACCAAGCUGUGGACAGUCUUCGGAGGGAAAUCGGUUUCCACCAGGAGAGCGGGAACACGGGCGCUAUCGGCCGUCUCACCGUGGCCGUUGUUCUAGUCCAACUAGCCCGUGGCGAUGCCGUAGCGGCAGAGAAAGCGUACAAGGAAUGGGGUAACAACUGCGAAGUGGCCGAGAUGCAAACGAUAGAGCAAUUACUAUCGGCAUACGACGAGGAGGACCGCGAGUCCGCCAAGAGAGCCCUAAUGUCGCCUUUUAUAAGGAGCAUGGACGUGGAGUACGCCAGGCUAGCACAGUUGGUGCCCCUGCCAGAAGCUUUAGAGCCCACGCCCAGCGCUGGGAUCCGUGAGAACGCCGCGCCUUCAUACGUCAGUCCCAACGCCUCCAACUAUGAGCGCGCGUCACCAGAAGGGGACAGUCGGCCCGACAACGCUUCGUGCGGAGCUCCCGCGCAACCACCAGAAGAAGAGGAACUGUGUUAGACACUAACGAUGAACACAUUAGGCCAAUACACCCCAGGCCAAAAGUAUGGAAACAACGUUGUUUUCUUUAAUAUCUCAUGUUUCUAUCUUUGUUGUAUAUAUUUGUAAACUAAGACUUACAUUAGGCAAACCCAAAAGAUUAAAAAUACACGCUUAAUAUCAAAACAUCCUAAAAUAUUGUCAAAAAGCUAAAAAAAAUAAAGUAGGAAAAAGUUACAUAAUUAUACCUACCCUUUAAUUACAUGAUAAAAUAUUGAAUUUGCAACUAUCACAGCCAGAGUAAUUUACUUUUAAAAUGUUCUAUUAUUAUUUUUACCAAAUUGUCAAUGAGUAGUAUAAAAUCCAUCGCUUAAAAGAUCACACUUUUCUAUUGAAAUACAAGCUUGUUUCCAUACUUUUGGCCUGGGGUGUAUUUUUGACGUUCCACAGGUAAAGGUACCUUAUGGCGGUUGGCGCUUAUGUUAUUUUUAACUUAAGAUGCAACGGAUAGUUGUUUGGUCGGAUGGGGUAUAGAAUGGGCGCUCGUCAAGCCAUUUUUUUAAUUGGCGCUUAAAACUAAUUACAUUGAGAGCUUCGACGAUAUUUCUGGGCAGUUUAUUAUAAACACUUUUCCCCAUUACAUGGGUGAGCUUAUUUGAUUUCAUAAGUUUGCUACCUACACUAACUAAUUUGUCGGCAUUCCUAGUGUUAAAUUUAUCAUUCCAUUAGUUUUGUAGUUCGAUAUAAUGGCGCUUACGUACAUAGCUACUUGCAUAAGCAUAAUUCAAGGCAGUGUGAGUAUGCCUAAAGUCUGUCUUUUUAUUCCGUAGACUAAAAUGACAUUUCAUGUGUUGCUAGUUUUUUACGUCUUAUCAAAGAUAGAUAUAACUCCGUAAUAGAUGGAUACAGUCUAAGGAAAAAAAGUGCCUCGAAAAUCACGAAAAUUUGAUUCUCGAUCAGAUGGCGCCACUAGUUUUGGCCUACACUCGUAUAGAGGGCGUUGACUGUUUCGUUUGUUAUUUAUAAUUUUAACGCAUACCAGUGAAAAAACAUGGGUCAAAAUCAUAUAAAAAUAAUUAAUGCAAAUAAAAAAAUCAUUUAUCCAUAUUUAAAUACAUUUUAUCGUAUUUUUAUAAAUAUUUAUUUUUAGUUUUAAAGUGUGUCAACAGAUGGCAGUGAAUUUACUGGGGUUACAAAAUUUACUAUGACAGUACCGCUCUAGUAUAAGUUACUCUGGUCUUAUAAAUAGUGAUGUGCUACAACCGGUACUAACCGAAAAUAAACUAUUGGGAGGUACUUAUAUUUGUUGAUGAAGACGAGAUAAAACGCACUGAAUACAUCCGAUCACUAUACAAGUAAAGUAACGAAUGUCGAAUACGUAAACCCAAAAAUACCAAAAUGGCGUUGCGUCAGGUCGGCGAUACGUCAAUGUCAUUUUUUGAAUGUUUGAGUAGAUUAGUAGUGAGUAGAUUUAAUUUAUUGUUUAUUUCCUAUCAUGUAGCGAGUAGAUUUCAUUUGUUGAUUAUUUUGAAUCUAAAAUUAAUUUAAUAUUUAUCGGUUAUUCACAAACCGCAAUCAAAGAUCAGCACUGUUUGUUUUAAGCUGGUCACAUUAUUUCUACGUUUGACAUUUGUGGUUGUCAUUUUAGUCUACGGAAUUAAAAAAAAUACAGACUAUAAUUUCUUAAACAAUUCCUUUGCUGACUUAUCUGGAGGUACCCGUGCGAUACACCUAACUGCAUUACCUGUGGAACUUCACAAUUUGUGAUUAUAAAAACCGGACAAGUGCGAGUCGGACUCGCCCACCGAGGGUUCCGUACUUUUUAGUAUUCGUUGUUAUACAUCAUCUGUGAAAAUGUCAACUGUCUAGCUAUCACGGUUCAUAAGAUACAGCCUGGUGACAGACAGCGGAGUCUUAGUAAUAGGGUCCCGUUUUUACCCUUUGGGUACGGAGCCCUAAAAAGAGGCACCAGCCCAGUUAUAAUUACGUUUGUUUGUGCGAACUCAAUAAAUAUUUUUAUAUUUAUUAUUUAUUUAUAGAAAAAAACACUUGUGACCGUACCCCGGGGUUUUAGGUGCGGGAAUUUCGUGUAUUUAAUUUAAGGUCAAUAUCAAACGGUGUCGCCAUCUAUUCGAGCAUAUUUUUUUCUUGAUUUUCCUUGGCACGUUUGAAUCUAAACUUUACUUAAUCUUAUUAGUUACAAAUAUUAUAUCUUUGGUAAUUAGUAUCUCUUUUUAUAGUUUUUAACUAUUAUUUGUCUGGUGUAAAACAUUCCCGCACCCAAAAAACCGGGGUAUGCUUAUGCUUAUGACAAACAAACCGUACAGACAAUCAUAUCAUAGGCAAAUAGUCUGACCAAGAUAACUCUGCAUGGCAUAUGCAAUAACAAAGUAUGGCAUUUCUUCAUUUAAUGUCAUAUUCGUAUGAAAUUAUGACGUUUGUGACACCUUCACUAUGUUCUUAGUCGGUGCAAAAGUUAGCUUCAC
Messenger RNA from Cydia strobilella, 3575 nucleotides. It is a transcript of the gene gammaSnap1, whose product is annotated as gamma-soluble NSF attachment protein. The transcript has 9 exons. Bases 124 to 1110 code for a protein of 328 amino acids. Gene Ontology annotation, cellular component: vacuolar membrane; SNARE complex. The record is from RefSeq and is a predicted model, not a curated record. Lineage: Eukaryota; Metazoa; Arthropoda; Insecta; Lepidoptera; Tortricidae. Gene Ontology annotation, molecular function: syntaxin binding; soluble NSF attachment protein activity. Gene Ontology annotation, biological process: intracellular protein transport.